UACAACUAGACAUUUUUACUUUAUGACAAUCCGCUUGUGUCGACCCUUUCAGCUAAAGCUAAUGCAUAAUCUCCCAGCAAAAUUGCAUUAUUGGACUUGGUUUCUGUGUAACUGGCAACGAAUGUGACUUCAGUUCUGUUCAAAUUCUGUGAAGAUCUGCAAUGAAUAUUGUUUACCCAGCAGGUGGAUAUGACGUCACGGACUUGGAACAUCAGAAAAUAACAACAUCCAAAUCCGCGAUUCCGUUUUCUUUAAUAGCGCAUUAAAUUGUAAUAACAGAAGGAGCUCGCUCUCGUAUUUGAGACAGAAGGUGUUGUGAAACUCUAGAUUAUUCUCCCUGUAACGGCGCUCUCCGUGAAUGCAGCAGAGAUAUCUUCUCGUAGUUAAAGUUAGUCCCCCCAAGCGGAGUAAUAUUGUUAGUAUUUACAGUGUGGUUGUUGCAUGCUUUCUUGGUACACAAGAUCGCAUGUACAGUUCAUUAUCUCUAGCACAGAAUUGUCUACUGCGUUCACCUACCAUUGUCGAUUCCGUGUCAUCUGUGAACUCCUGAUGAUCCCGCCUCCAAAGAACCUAAGCUGAAUUCUCAUUGGAAGAAUGGAUCGCCAGUCUUUCCUACACGAGUGAACACGCCAAGAGACUCCAGUGGUGACCCCCUUUUGAGACAGAAAUCAAAGGCAAGGAGGCUGAAGUCACUACGCUGGAACUGAAGAUUGCUUUAAACAAGCAAGUCCUUCCAGAAGGUUUUUAAGUCAUGAUGCAAGAAUCUGGGACGGAGGCGACAAGCAACGGUCCAGCCAAUCAGAACGGAGCAGCGAGCGUGGAGGGCGGAGCCAGGGACGCGAGGCCCAGGAGCGUGACGACACCGUCGGCGCUGGACAUCGCGGCAGCUGACCUGAUCCAUCUCCAGCAGCACCAGGCUCUCCAAGUGGCUCGACAGAUCCUUCUACAACAACAACAACAACAACAACAACAACAGCUGCAGCCUCAGCAAGGCACCGGUCUAAAAUCCCCCAAAGGCAGCGAGAAGCAGCCAAGUCUACAGGUUCCAGUCUCAGUGGCUAUGAUGACACCCCAGGUAAUUACUCCCCAGCGGAUGCAGCAGAUCCUCCAGCAGCAGGUGCUGAGCCCUCAGCAGCUCCAGGUGCUCCUGCAACAGCAGCAGGCCCUCAUGUUACAACAGCAGCAACUCCAAGAGUUCUACAAGAAGCAGCAGGAACAGCUCCACCUCCAGCUCCUCCAGCAGCAGCAUGUGGGCACGCAGAGUAAAGAGCAGCAGCAGCAGGCCCAGCGAUUGGCCUUCCAGCAGCAGCUCAUGCAGGUCCAACAGCUCCAGCAGCAGCACCUGCUCAACCUCCAGAGACAAGGCCUGCUCACCAUCCAGCCUGGACAGACCACCUUGCCCCUGCACUCGCUCACUCAGGGCAUGAUUCCAGCUGAGCUUCAGCAGCUGUGGAAGGAGGUGACGAACGUGAAGGAAGAGAACAGCAGCAGCAACAAUAGCCACCGCGGCCUGGACCUGUCCUCGCCACAACCCCCCAAGAACCCCCUCCUCAACCAACACGCCUCCACCAACGGACAGUACAUGAGCCACUCUCUGAAGAGAGAAGGAUCAACGUUAGACGACCACCACCACUCUCACCACAGUCACCCGCUCUAUGGGCAUGGGGUGUGCAAGUGGCCUGGAUGCGAGGCGGUAUUUGAGGACUUCCAGUCAUUCCUAAAGCAUCUCAACAAUGAGCACGCCCUGGACGACAGGAGCACAGCCCAAUGUCGGGUGCAAAUGCAGGUCGUACAGCAGCUGGAACUACAGCUAGCGAAAGACAAAGAGCGUCUGCAAGCCAUGAUGACGCAUCUCCACGUCAAAUCCACUGAGCCCAAACCCACCCCACAGCCACUCAACCUGGUGUCCAACGUCACCCUGUCCAAAACAGCCCCCCCUGAGGCCUCGCCCCCUCUCAGCCUGCCCCAGACCCCAACCACACCCACGGCCCCCCUGACGCCCCUGUCCCAGGCCUACUCCGUCAUCACCCCCAACAGCCUCCACCACAGCGUGGGCCCCAUGCGCCGGCGCUACUCUGACAAGUACAACAUGCCCAUUUCCCCAGAUAUUGUCCAGAACAAAGAGUUCUACAUGAAUGCUGAAGUCAGACCUCCCUUCACAUAUGCCUCACUUAUACGCCAGGCUAUCCUUGAAUCACCGGAAAAGCAGCUAACACUAAAUGAAAUUUACAACUGGUUCACACGAAUGUUUGCAUAUUUCAGGCGCAACGCCGCAACAUGGAAGGGUGCCAUUCGCACCAACCUUUCCCUGCAUAAGUGCUUUGUGAGAGUAGAGGAUGAGUUUGGGUCCUUUUGGACUGUUGAUGAUGAGGAGUUUAAACGCGGCCGCCACGUACAGCGAGGCCGCCCUCGGAAAUACACCGCUGAUGAGAACUUUGAUGAGCUGCUCGUACAAAGUCCAGCAUUAGUGAAGAACAUCCAGACCAGCUUGGGUUAUGGGCCAGCUCUCUCUGCAGCCUUCCAGGCUUCAAUGGCAGAAAACAACAUACCUCUAUACACUACUGCUUCCAUUGGAAGUCCCACCCUCAACUCCCUGGCGAAUGCCAUCCGAGAGGAGAUGAACGGAGCGAUGGACCAUGGAAACAGCAACGGCAGUGACAGCAGUCCAGGACGCUCUCCCUUGCCAGCUAUGCAUCACAUUAAAGAGGAACCGCUGGACCCGGAGGACCACGAAGGCCCCCUCUCCCUUGUGAUGACGGCCAACCACAGUCCAGAUUUCGGUCACCACAGAGAUUACGAUGACGACCAGGGCCACGAUGACAUGCUGUAAGGCCAGGCCCCCAGAGGCAGAACUAACCUUAGUCAUCUGUGAGAUGCCACGACGUCACAGAUACAAGACUGCAGUCUCAGCCCUCUGAUGACAGCUAUCAAAUGUUUCCAAUUGACUUUUAGUGCCAUUAAAUACAUAGUGAAAAACACAAGAACGAGAAUACGUCUCACUUGGGAGUAUUUUUGAUUUAUAUCUACUUUUUUGGUUUAAGUGAACGAAAAUAUGAAGAAAAAAAAAAAGAAAUUUAUACUCAACAUGCAUUGGAUGGACAUGUUUGGUACUGGGGACUUCUUGGUUAGUGUGGUGAUUUCAAGUCCAGGAUGGACUUGGACCUGCACUGUGCAGCCAGUAUGGACUGCAUGCAGCCCACUCAACCACACUGAGCACGGACUGCUGAGGGAUUCUCUGUCUUUUUCUCUCUCACACACACACACACACACACACACACAUAUGCCCAUAAACUCAAGAGAUAUGGACUGACAUUUAAUUUACACUAUGUGUGUGUGUGUGUGUGUAUAUAUUUUGUUCAUUGUCACUGCCUUCAAAACUUCAUUGGUUGGCUUCCAUCUAGGGUGGGAGGGAUGUUUUUUGGUGUGUUUUGAGGGUGAGGGGUUUAAAAUAUAAAUAUAUGUCUUUUUCAUUGUUCAUUGCUCUUUAUCGCAUUUGAUUUCUUUAACUGAUCAGACCUCAUGCCCGUGCUGUGGAGAUUCUGUAUGGUCAGCACUUGAUGAAUGUUUAUAUGAUUUCCUUUCAUGUUGUCUCCAUGUUGUUUUUUACAUGAAGCAGAAUGUCAAAAUACCAAGUAGUAUUUUUCUGUCAUUUAUUCCACAUGCUUCAGAAUGCCACCUCCCUGACAUGUAGCCCAUCCCCACCCCAUCCCCCCAAGCUCAUGAAGUCCAUCUGCAAUGCACUACUCGUAAUGAAGGCUCUCUCCACGCAUCAAUGAAGUUUAAUUUAAGAUGGGAAUGAAUGACAGAGAAAUCAUGCAGGUUAUGAUUUAUCCUCAUGAAAUGAUAUUUGAGAACAGCCCUUCACGGCAGUGCAUGUUAGCUGCAUCCAGAUUUCUGAUCAUUCGCAAGCUCCCAGUUUUAGAAAGAAAAUGAAAUGUCAGGUGUGCAGGACAAAGAUAAUAUUUUAGACCAGCUAAUUGUGAUUCCUGAAGACAACUGUCAUCGUAGAUCAAACCUGUCCAGUUUUCCACACUGUAAUUUCACUCAUGGAGGGAUUGUUUGGCCAUGCUUGAAGAUAUCAAAGUGCAUUCCCUAUAGUUGUCAUGUUUUUUACCAUAUGCAUGACCAGUUGGCUCUCUCAGUUUUGAGUGAUUAUUAAUAAUUACACACAUCAGAUUAAAUAUUAAUGUCCUUAAUUUAGGGAUAAUCCCAAAACGGGCAAUAAGAUCUGAUCAUUGCUUCAUUCCAGUAUUUGUCAGCCAUGUUACGGCCCCAGACGCCCACCCUUACACAAGGGAACUGAUGAUCUGGCACAGUCAGGAGUCAACAUCAGCAGAACCCAAUGACCAAGGCAGAGUAGUGAUGUAGGCCCUGCAAUAGAGUGAAUGGGAUUGAUGCAGGGACUGUGAGGCUGAACACAAAUGGGCUUGAUCCUAGGUUUGGUAUAUUGAUAUGAAACGGAAUAUGCUCGUACAAAGACUCACAAAAAUGACUUUUUAAAGACUGCAACCACUUUGCAUUUUUAUUUAUUAUUAUUAGUUCAGUUUUUAGUUUUACUUUUGUAUUUAGUUGUUGAUGUGUCGGAUAUCUUGUUCUGUGACUACCAAAGAUAAACUACAAAGUAAAAACGAUGUUCUCUGUUUCAUGCAAUAGCAGAUAAGGCCAAAUAUCCUCCAUUCUCUCCCAUUGGAUGUGACAGGAUCUAUUGAUGGAGUAUAGACUCAGCUUUGUCAAGCCAAUGGCUGAUUUAUUAGAGAGGGCGCUCCUCAAGCAGUCGGACUGUCAUUACCUUUAAAGCCAAAGGGGUGUCUUGACGAGUACAGUAGCUGCAGGACUUUGCAGUGACCAAAACUUCAAGGGAGAUGCAGUCAGACAAACAUUAUGACCAAAUUAGGGUAGCAUGGUCUUUGGCCCAAUGAGAGGGAAAGGGAUCACUCUGUCCAUCUAUCAGCAGCAGAUUACUGUGCAACAUAAGGGGAUGGAUAAAAGGAGAUUAUGAUAGUAACGAUGCUGAUUUACCAGUAGACAGGAGAGCUUUGCAGAGAACAAUGUGAAAAGGAUUCUUUACUUCAACUGGACCACACAAUGAUUAAAUAUUUUGUUUAUUUUUUAUUCUUUAUGAAUUUGUACCCUUUCCAACGAUUGUAUGCCACUCUUUAGUGAGUCCUGCUAUCUUGACGGGAUUCUACUGUUCUUUGUUAACAUUGGCAAGGCUUUAUGAUUGUGUUUAGUUUCUGUCAACGUAUUACUUUUUAUAUUAAAAAACACUCCUGUCAACUAAUAAGCUGGGUACAAGGUACUUUAUGGCAGUUAUUUGAACAUUUCAUCAUGCAUUUCCUAUUACUAAUGAAAAGGGCAAUCUGUGGUUUUCAGAAAAUGUAUUUAAUAUCCAAUAGCAGGCAGCUGUGGGAUGGGUCAGUAACAGCCGGACUGGGAUCGUGAGAACAACUCGAUCUCAUCCAAAGCCAGUCUUUUGCUGAUUUGCUUGGUAUUCUGAAGGGGGAAAAGCUGGUAGAUUAGAACAUUCUCAGCAUGUGUAGCUUGACAUUACUAAAGAUAACAGCAUGAGAAAAUUGUUAGUACACAGACCUCAGUUCAAACCUAUAGGGAAUGAUUAAAUUAAGAGAAAAAAAAAAUGUUUUUCGCUCAGUUGAAUUUAGUUGUAUGUCUUGCAUGUGUAGUCUAAAACUGUAGUGAGUGAAAAAAUAUUUUUUUAAGGCAAAAAAAAUGAUAAGAAUACUACAUUUGAGCUUGUUUAUCUUGAGGGUCUCACAUCCUUUUUGCAAAAUCAAUCCAAACCUCAGGCCUUUUUUCAUUAAGAAAUCACCUAACUUUAUUUGAUCCCAUUUUUCACAAUCUAUUGUCAGUCGCUUGGUCGUGGGCUUUACAACAGUAGGUUGUUAGUAUAGCCUUGUCUUUUUCUUGUCGUUUUCUUUGCUUGUUUCUUUCAAAGAUCAAAAAUACAUGUGUGUUAUUCUUUUUGCUUUAUCACAACUGCUUUGUGUUAACUAUAAAAAAGCUUUGAAAAAUUGCUGUAUGUAUUGGAAUAGCAAACUGUACUGCAAAUGUAUUUUACUUAGUAAUCCUUGCUUUAAAAAGUCAUACAUGCAGACAUCUGUGCGAGAUGGGCGGGGCAGGGUGGGGGAUUAUCCCAGAUUUUGGAUUUUAAACUGUAAAAUAGAAAACAGACUUUUCUCUGUUAUCAUUGACCUAAGGAUUUUGUACAGAUUUUGUUCUUCCUUGUGUUAAGCUGUUUUUGAUACUUCCUUUUGAUGGUCCAACCACUGCCUUCUGUGGCUAUAUGUUAAACAUUACUGCUCGGAGAAAGGGCAGACAGGUAUAUUUCCUCUACAAGACUGAGGUAUCUUGCAUGACUAUUUCCAGGGUCACAGAGAUGAGAAAUAAUAGUUAAGUGGUCAGUAAUAGUGUAAGGGUGUAUCAAUCUAAUGAUAUUUUAUAUGAAACUAAUAGGAAAAAUAAGAAAAAUAUGCAGUGCCAAGAUGUAGAGAGUAUUUGUUAAAUGCUUUGUUUUUAUUCCAGAGGAAUCGAUUAAUUCAUACAUACAUCAUCAGUGAUGUCAUCAUCAUCAGUCCAUCGUCAUUAGGUGAAAUACAUACCGUUUUUAUUUUGUAAUAUUUUUAUCUCAACUUGUUUUUUCAUGAUAAGUAAAGCCAAGCACAUCAGGUAGCAGUCUUAAGUGGAGCACAAAGGUUAAAGGUUAAACGUUUGAUGUGAGUCAGACUGUACUCGUCCUUGAUAUACUGUAUGUUGAAUUUUGAACGAGAAAUAUCAACCCAAGUCGAGUAACCUUUUGACCUUGCUGUGCUCUGUGUAGGUGGCAUCAGAUUCCCCCUCAAGACACUUGUGGCCAUGCUAAUUUGCCACGGUUCCAUCAAUCAUGAUCCACCCCACUGUCGUUCACCACUGUGUUGUACCAUCAUCCUCUCAACCCGUGCUUCUGGCGGAGGGAGGGAGGGAAGAGGGUACAGCAGAGCAGCUGUCACGGUGCUUUAAUGUUUCAGCAGUUAGGUUAGUUUUCUGUUGAAGCUGUAGUCUGUAGUUUUCUGUUUUAUUAACUAAAUAUUCUGCUCAUCACCUUUAUCAUCAGUCUGUAAUCUCCUCAUCAUUCCUGGUCUGUCUGAUGCAGAAUAUUCUGUUGUACAGUCAGUCUCGAUAACUGACGUAAGCAUUCUAAAAAUGCAAUAAAAUGCUGGUUGUUCA
Molecule: messenger RNA, 7221 nt
Organism: Salvelinus fontinalis (brook trout)
Lineage: Eukaryota; Metazoa; Chordata; Actinopteri; Salmoniformes; Salmonidae
Product: forkhead box protein P1-B
Exons: 20
Coding region: 752-2830 (692 amino acids)
Biological process (GO): regulation of transcription by RNA polymerase II
Cellular component (GO): nucleus
Molecular function (GO): DNA-binding transcription repressor activity, RNA polymerase II-specific; RNA polymerase II cis-regulatory region sequence-specific DNA binding
Source: RefSeq, a predicted model, not a curated record